This is a messenger RNA of Lycium ferocissimum, 711 nucleotides long. Its product is annotated as HVA22-like protein e. The record is from RefSeq and is a predicted model, not a curated record. Lineage: Eukaryota; Viridiplantae; Streptophyta; Magnoliopsida; Solanales; Solanaceae. The coding region runs from base 25 to 435 and encodes 136 amino acids. The transcript has 5 exons.
UCCAUAGUUUUUGAGGAAGUAAUAAUGAGUAAAUUCUGGGCUUUGCUUACUCACCUCCAUGCUCUUGCCGGGCCAGUGGUGAUGUUACUCUAUCCUCUAUAUGCAUCAGUAGUAGCUAUAGAGAGCACAUCGAAGGUGGAUGAUGAGCAAUGGCUUGCUUAUUGGAUUCUCUACUCUUUUCUUACUCUCAUGGAAAUGGUACUUCAACCCAUCCUUCAAUGGAUACCAAUUUGGUACGAGGUGAAAUUGGCAAUGGUGGCAUGGUUGGUUCUUCCCCAAUUCAGAGGAGCUGCUUUUAUCUAUGACAAAUUUGUUAGGGAGAAGCUGAUUAAGAAAUACGGAUCUUCAUAUUUCCAGGACAAGUCUCACUCUCCUAAUGGCAAACCCAAAAACAAACUUGUGGAUUUCAUAACCCUCAAGAAGGGAGAGCAUUAAACUAAAGUCGCUGAGGAUGGAGCAUCAAAUUAGGCAAUGAAUGGUCUUAUGUGGAUAUAUGCGGCAACGUUCAUGAUUUCCUUUUAUAAUGCAGUACUGAAGAGUAAUAUAGUUAUGUUGUUGACUUGUUGUAGAUCAAGUGGGCAUUGCUGCUAAUAUGAAUGUUAUGCCUUUUCUAACAUGUUAGAUACAUAUGCACACCCUCAGAUUUCUCAAUAUUGUUUGUAUCUUUUCAAUUCAGAAGGAAUUAAGACCAGCUGGUCAGUUUGUAUGGUC